AUGUCCGUGCCAGGCAGUCCAUUCCAGGCUAACCUAGGACACUUCGAGCUGGGAACCCCACGCAGGGUGGUGUCCUUCAGAGACCUGCAGAAAACCUCUAACUUUACGAUUGCUGAGGUAUCUUCUCAAUUCUGUUGGCCACCGCCACCUUCCAGUGAACAUAGAGUAUCCGCCCGCAUCUGCCCAGAGAUGGCCAGGGAAACUGCUGAGACCGCAGGUGCUGCACAACCCCCUAGCAACGGUCCCACCUCAAGUUCCUUGCUGUUCAUCAAGCCAGCCUGUGCUGCGAAGGAAAUAGCCCCUGGUUCCGAUCGUUUUCCACCCGGGAAAUUUAUGUCAACCCGUCAGGGACACAAUCCCUUCCUUCUGCCCUCAAUUUCUGCUAAUCGUAAGCCGCCUCCGCUGCCGCCUCUUCCAUCAGAGGGAGGAAAUACCUUGCGGUCCCGGUCGUUCUCGCCUGAAACACGCGGGCCAAGCAUGGGAACAAAUGUCCUUAUAGCAUCCAGAGCGGCCGCAUCUGGGCCCCUAGGCCCCGAUAACAAUGAUUCUGAGCUGCCCAAAUCCGGGCCAGGGUGCCCCAAUAACGAUAGUCCAACGCCAUCCUGGCUCCGCACCGCUACGCCAGGCCAGCGCCACCAACGUCAACCCCUCAACUACUCGGAUCAGGCCCUCAUGCCGCAGUGA
Molecule: messenger RNA, 684 nt
Organism: Volvox carteri f. nagariensis
Lineage: Eukaryota; Viridiplantae; Chlorophyta; Chlorophyceae; Chlamydomonadales; Volvocaceae
Exons: 7
Coding region: 1-684 (227 amino acids)
Source: RefSeq, a predicted model, not a curated record